CGCAAACCGAAUUCUAAAAUGUCAACCAGAGCAUAAACUGUGUUAGUGUUUUUUUUGAGUUCUCACACACAACUUAAUCUUAAAGUUUAUCAAAAAAAGUUUUUAAAACUGAUAUUUACGAUGAAAUCAAUCAGUCUUCAUUGUGUCGUGUUAUUAGCAAUUUAUUUAUUUGGCCUCAUCAUUUCAUUAGUUGGUACGCCGCCCAAGGAGGAGACAACGGACGCUAUAGAAAACCUUAAAAAAAACCUUGUUGAAACUGAUUUAAUAAAAUAUUUUGUACAAGGUGAUGUAACAAGCUCUUCUACAUUCAACAUGUACCCGAACUAUAUUAAUGCGGUUAAUAAUGCAAAAGCAUUAUUAUUAACUAACAAUUUUCACGGUGGACGCAUAGCAUUAUUCAAUGCAACAAAAUCUAUGCUAGUCGACAAACCAGAACUGAUAAAAAACCAAAUAACUAAGAACCAAACACAAGAAAAAAUAAUAAAGGUCGUCGACUCGUUUGUAGAAGACGUAGAAAAGGAAAGAUAUUCAACUUUUACCUUUAAUAUAAAAUAAAAAUAUUGUUUUGAUUUGAAUAUGAUAAUACAUUUGUUUCAUUUGUUUGCAUUUUUAAUAUUUAGUAGAUACAAUAAACUAU
Adelges cooleyi (spruce gall adelgid) is the source of this 637-nucleotide messenger RNA. RefSeq lists its product as uncharacterized. NCBI's taxonomy places the organism in Eukaryota, Metazoa, Arthropoda, Insecta, Hemiptera, Adelgidae. The transcript is spliced from 4 exons. The record is from RefSeq and is a predicted model, not a curated record. Bases 121 to 555 code for a protein of 144 amino acids.